Molecule: messenger RNA, 2952 nt
Organism: Pezoporus occidentalis (night parrot)
Lineage: Eukaryota; Metazoa; Chordata; Aves; Psittaciformes; Psittacidae
Exons: 8
Coding region: 834-1646 (270 amino acids)
Molecular function (GO): S-adenosylmethionine-dependent methyltransferase activity
Source: RefSeq, a predicted model, not a curated record
AAGUUUCUGCUGCUUCCAGUGGCGGAUUCAGGAUUAUCUGUUGGAAUCACCUGUAAUGUGUUGAACAAACCUUUACAUUUACACUCUUAAGAAGAGGGUGUCUUAUGCUAAUGAGUGAGGGUUUCUUUAAUGAUGUUGUUCUCACUACAUUGCUUAAAACAAAAAGCAUUUCAGAAGCUUUUCAUAGUUAAAAGUUAGCUGGUCUUUGUUUCUUAUACUAGCCAUAAUAUUUUUCACUGUUUUUAGCAUUGCCUAUGUUCCACAGGCAAGAUUAAGUAUAUGAGCAUAGAGAAGCUUGUAGCAUGUUUUACAGAUUUAUUUUGAACCUGCUUGCGUCAAACUUGUCUAUGCUAAUGUUCCCACCUGGGAAAGCAAUGCUAACAAAUAUUUAACUUUUUUAAAACACCUCUGAAAUGUAUCAGAUCUCUUUUUGGUGACUGAUAUAUGUAAGCACCACACUCCCUGCCCAGCAUGCUAGCAGUCUGAAUAGAACAAGAAACAAACCAGAAGCUACAGGAAAGAGAGAACAAACAUGGCUAUUUUUAGACAAGAAUCAAGAGGUGGGUUUGGUAUAUUUUUUAGGAUUAAGUUUGUGGCUGCUUUUUGUUGUGCAGGUUUUGUUUCUUUUACAGGUAUGUAGUUUUGACCUGAGAUGUGACUUCGUUUAGAAUCAGUUCAGUGUGCUCAGAGCCGUGAGAUGUCCAGACAAAAAGAAGUUUCAUCUAGUCCUUCAUUUGAGGAAAAUGUAACAGAAAAGGAACAGAGUACAGGUGUACAGCAGAUCUUAUGCUGAAUGUCAGCUAGGAACAUCAGGCCCUUCGCACAAAACUGGCAUGUAUGACUUUGAUGAGCUUGUGGUGACUAACAAUGAUGUUGUGCUUAAAAAUAUCGCUGAAGAUUUGCGGAAUUGUUUACCCAUGGAGGCAAUGUUUAAUUCGGAACAUCAAGCUGUACAGAAAAUACACCAGCAUCCACUGCCCAUGAUUCAUGUUGAUGCAUUCCUUUAUGAUGAUGAUUUUGUUGAUUCAUUGUGUGAGGAGGGGAAAAUGAGUAGGAGCUACUGCACAGAGUGUGGCUCAUACAAGACUGCAUCUUUGGAGUUUAUUUCGCAUUCCUUUUCCCUCAUGGAACUGAAGUUUCUUUAUCAACAUGUACUGCCUGACCUGACAGGAAAGGUAGUGGUUGACGUUGGCUCCAGACUUGGUGCAGUGCUAUUUGCGGGUUAUCUUUAUAGCUCAGCAUCCCAACUCUAUGGAGUAGAAAUGAAUGCAGACUUUUGUCAGUUGCAAGAAAUGAUGAUUACAAAAUACCAGUUCAUUGACAGAAUUAAGGUGGUUCACGCAGACAUCUGUACUCAGGCUUCGCUUCUUCAGAAGGCUGAUGUUGUUGUAAUGAAUAAUGUCUUUGAAUAUUUUCUUGACAGAGAGGAACAGGCUAGAGCUUGGGAAUUUGUUGCUUGUAAUAUAAGGAAAAGAGGGUCCUUAUUAGUGACAGUUCCAAGCCUUACAGAAUCACUUUCAAAGGUCCAGACAGAUAUACAGCUUGGCCAAUGGGUCGAAGAGAUGCAGCUGAACUAUGAUGUGUAUGUGGAAAAAGAUGUUGACAGAGAAGCACUUGAACAAAUACAUUUAUACAAGAUUCUCUAGUAGCUGGAAGAAUUUACUAGUAUCCUUGUAAUAUCAUAUAUUUUGGGUCUAAAAUGAAUUUGGAUUGUCUUGUGUGAAUAGAUCAGGUCAGAAUUCUUAUUGUGAUAAAUUUGGGUCAUAUCUGUGGUUUGUAAUGAAAGAGUCUUUUGAAACAGGUUUUUUUUUAUGGAGGCAUUCUGUAUCAAUGGUGUAUAUUAAUUUUUAACUAGGAGAUAUCUUUAUGGUUUAAUUUUUGCAGAAAUUUUGGAGAGAGUGGGUACGUACGGAUGCUAAAAGAAGUUUUAUUCACUGCUAAUGUUUGCUAAAUGUGUCAAACAAGAAUAGCAAAUAAUAAUAUGAAUGUUAAGAAUGCAUUUAGCAUGUUACUCGAAAGCUGCAGUAUGUUAGAGUUUGCUGUUUUGUUUUGAUACAGACCAUUUAUUAUCAGUAAUAAUAUUUAUUAUUAACUGUAUUAUCUUUAAUGUUCCUUCUGUAGAAUUUGUGGAUUUCUUUCCAGGGUCUGUUUGAUAAUCAGAGCAUCCACUGGCAUCAGUUAUGAGAAGCAAGUCCUUCCAUUUAGUUAGUUAUCCUUAAGGUGGGUAUUAACAUAAAAAAGCAAAAGACAUUGAGGAGCCAUUGAGAAUUAAUACAGUGAGUCUGGGACAACAGAACUCUGUUCCACUUCCUGCACUUCUGCUGGGGAUGGUAGGAAGUGUAAUAAGGGGUUAAGAAGCUGAAAAUUCUGAACAGGUGUCACAGCUUAGCGGAGGCUUGGUGGUGGCGUAAAACGUUGGAAAUUCGUAACAGAGCCUCCUCGGAGAGGAAAGAUCCACAUACGCCCACCACAUUUACAUUUAGAUUGUACGUUCUAAGGAUGUGAAGCUUUUAGUCAGCUGAAGAAUGUUUCAGUUUUUAGCAAACAUUAACAGUCUGAGUGCAAAAAUAUGAACUUCAGGAGUUUGGACAAAGUGUGCUGGGAAUUUGGAAGCACUGUUAAAAGUUUGCUACACAACUUAGGUCUAGUGCAAACAGGAAAACUUUAAAUGGGUUUCAAGUCUUCAAAUGAUUUACAGGUCAGUGAACUUAAUAUACACUGUAAGCAAAAAGGAACAGUGGCCAUUAGGCACUCACAAACAUAGUAAGUAAAUGGUACUGUAGAAGGGAUAGUGAAUUUUAACAAGUCUUAUUUUCAUGUUCUGUUUGAAGUGGAAGAUGUUUUUACCUUGAGUGAUACUGAACCACUAUGUUGAACCUUGCAUUUAAAAAUUAACAAAGAUGGAAAGCUUUUUCUUAAAAAUGUUUAUUUUCUUAAAGAACAGUAACUGAA